This is a messenger RNA of Microplitis demolitor, 1180 nucleotides long. Its product is annotated as lachesin. Gene Ontology annotation, biological process: synapse organization. Lineage: Eukaryota; Metazoa; Arthropoda; Insecta; Hymenoptera; Braconidae. The coding region runs from base 242 to 1123 and encodes 293 amino acids. Gene Ontology annotation, cellular component: neuron projection membrane. The transcript has 7 exons. The record is from RefSeq and is a predicted model, not a curated record.
UCAAUUGACGAGUAGAGUGCUGAUGUUUUAUUUAAUCUCGGAGUGUGAUAAGUGAAGAAAUAAAUUAAUUGUGAUGUUUAGUGAUAAAGUGAUUGUGGUGUAGUUGUGUCUAGUGAUGAAUAAUUUAAAUAACAAUACUUUCCAGCAGAUUUAAAUUGCCAAAGAGUUGCUGGGUCAUUUUAAAUACAUGACUGGCUGGAUACUCAUGGGAGACUGAUAGUUCUUCCUUAGUGAAGAGGAGAUGGCGGGCUUCACGAUAUGGAGACGUUUAUUACUGGUGAUUAUUGGAGGCACUCAGAUACUUAAAGCUGAACCUUCUGCUUUGCCAACUGUUAAAAGUGCUGGUUCAAGCCUUGCAAGUGUCGUAGCAGGUGAUACAAAGCCUAGCCGAGCAUGGGAUAAGCCUUCCUUUGAUGAUAUUUCACAAAAAAAUGUGACGGCCAUUGUGGGUCAAAGAGCUGCGCUCAGUUGUCACGUUAAAAAUCCCGGCAAUCGCACGAUAUCGUGGAUGAGAAUGAAGGACAUUCACAUCCUGACAUCGUCGUUAGUGACGUACACUGGAGACGCGAGAUUUUCAGUAAAGCAUCCAGAGGGAAGUGACGAGUGGCGUCUAAUAAUCGAUUAUGUCCAGCCGAGAGACGCUGGACUGUACGAGUGCCAGGUCAAUACUGAGCCUAAACUUAAGAUGGCCUUUGCACUGAGGGUCGAAGCGGCGCAAGCGACAAUUCUGGGCGCUGAAGACGUCUAUGUAAAAAAAGGCAGCACUAUCAGUCUUACAUGCAAAGUUAACGUCCAAAGUACACCCCCAAGUAGUGUCACGUGGCAUCAUGGUAGCGCAGUAGUUGAUUUUGACAGUCCAAGCGUUCACCAUAGGGGCGGUGUCUCCCUGGAAACGGAGAAAACGGAGAGCGGUACGACGAGUAAACUGUUAGUGACGCAAGCAAGAUCAACCGACAGCGGAAAUUACACCUGCAUCCCCAGCAACGCAAACCCUGCAAGCGUAAUGGUCCACGUUCUGAAUGGUGAACAUCCAGCAGCAAUGCAACAUGGGGGUAGUUGUCGACUAACACCAACAAUAUUAUUGGCCUUGCUCACACUUCUCACGGCGAAUCUACUGAGAUGAGCUAAUAUUCUGGACAUUUAUAGGCCUAACUAUACAUAAAUAAAUAAAAUAAUAAUA